Molecule: messenger RNA, 3352 nt
Organism: Coccidioides posadasii C735 delta SOWgp
Lineage: Eukaryota; Fungi; Ascomycota; Eurotiomycetes; Onygenales; Onygenaceae
Biological process (GO): regulation of DNA-templated transcription
Cellular component (GO): RSF complex
Source: RefSeq, a predicted model, not a curated record
CUGCACCACGACCUUUGCAAGAACUGCUCAACGCCGUGCCUGUCUCGGCCUCUCCAUUGCACCGUGUCUUCUCCCGCCGCUCCCUCCACAACCCUCAAGACAAACACAAAUUUCCUCCCCUGCCGCCAUACCUUCUUUUCUUACUUCCCCCCCCCAAGUCCCCUCCAAAGUUCCUCAUCCAUCAAACACGCGCGUCUGAUCGCCCGUAACUCAAUCCCGUGUUCCCUCCGCACCUCGUCCGCCCUUCCACCAUGGUUUCGCGCAAGCGUGCCAGGGAGGAAACGGAGGAGCACUCGGUCUCCGCUGUGGAUUCCGGCGUUUCUCACGAACAUGGGGGACUCCUGCAUCGGCUGCGCAACAUGUGGGAGUUUGCCAAUCUCGUCGAGUACAUCUUCUUGUUCGGCAAGUCCAUGAAGAUAGACGAUGAUUUCGACAUCGAGGAUUUGGAGACCGAGUGCCUGAAACCUGGACACUCGGAGAAGUUGCUCGAAAUCGGCUUGUCGCUACUCAAGUUUGUCUCCUCGCACCGCGGAUUAAAUCGAGAAAAUUUCGAAGAAUACACCCGCCGCCAGUAUAACGCAAAGGCACCCGGACGAAACCCAUUCGGCGAUGAAGAACAGCCGAAGAAGUUCCACGAGUUCGAUAUGUUCGAAAAGAUACGCAUCCUGCAGCAGCUGGCUACCUGGACGCUAUGGAACCCGGAGAAAUUCCGCGAAAGGAUGCCGGAACAAAAGGAAACGGAGCAGACUCAAUGGCGCAUUGAAGAAUUGGGCUAUGAUCGCGAUGAGCGACUCUACUACCUUCUCGAUGAUAACAGACUGUAUCGCCGUACUGAGCCUCCUAUUCCGCCACCCAGACCUGCCAAGCCCAAAGCAAACUCCAAAAAGGGGAGGGCAGCUGCGCGAGCUGCGAAACGCAGGAAGCUCGCUGAAGAUGAAGUGAAGAGCGAGGAGGAUGGUCAAGCGAACGGCGACGCCACCGAAGAUCCAUCCAAAGGCUACAAGUGGGAGUGCAUUGCUAUCACGCUUGCUGAAUACAACGCAUUUAUCGAAAAGCUUCGAAAGUCCAAGGAUCCAAACGAGCAAAUUCUUCGUGAUCGUAUUGUGAACGACGUCAUCCCAGUAAUAGAGAAGGCUGAAGAGGCGCAGCAGAAGAAGAUUCAGCGCAGGGAGAAAGAACUAAUAAAUCUUCAAAAACUCGCGACGGCGAAGAGAUCUAGUAGAAUUGCAAACAAGCAGGAAAAGGAACGCCAAGAGCUUCUUGCUGCCGAGGAGGCAAAGAAACACGAGGCUGAGCGUAUCGCUGAGAAGAAGCAACAAGAGUUGAGGGAGCAAAUUGAGAAAGAGCGUAUCUAUCGUCUCAUGACGCGAGAGCAACGACUCAAGGAUCGCGAGGAGAAGAGGAGAUUGCACGAAGAGCAUCUUGCUAAAAUGGAAGAGCAAGCGAAGAAGUUAGAGAAUGGAGAGGCUAGGCUUUCAGAACGACAGCUUAAGGCCAUGAUGGAGAAAGGCAAACAAGAUCUCGAGGCUCUGCAGGGUGAAGAGUCAUGGUUUUUUGACUGCUCUGUCUGUGGAGUGCAUGGAGAGAACUUGGAUGAUGGCACUCAUAGCGUCGCCUGUGAAAAGUGCAACGUGUGGCAGCAUAGCCAGUGUCUCCGCAUCCCGAAGGAAGAGGCAGAGAAAGAUGACUUCCAUUUCAUCUGCGCGGAUUGUCAACAACGUAUUGAAGACGCUAAACGGCCGAAACUCCCGCCCUUGAAGUUCCGCAUUCUGGCAUCCGCGUCGCCACCAUCCGCUGAGGCUACCAAGGCCAACGAUGAAAAACGGAAUCGCCAGCCUGAUGAGUCUCCCGUCAAGAAGCCCAAGAAACCGCGUCCCACUCCCUCCGCUCAGGCCCCUGCGUCGCAGCCUCCAGGUGCUCCCGAAAUGCAUCCCGGUGUAAAUGGUCUCGCAAUCUCGCAGCCCCAGGGAACAUAUUUCUCUCCCGCUCAGAUGAUCCCGAACGGGAUUCCAGGAGCACAUCCUUCACCACGCCCAGUGCAAAAUGGGACAAUUUAUCAGCCUAUCCAACCGCAACGCCUCCCUCCCAUUACAGCUCAACCCAGCCAUCCAGGGUUCCCAGCUCACCAAGUUUCUGCUGGGCAACAACCCGAACCACAGCUCAAAUUUAUCCAACAUUACGCCACCCCAUCUCAACCCCACUCAACAACUACCUCUUUCAACUCUCAGCGUCCCUCUUCCUCCUACUCAGCCCAUAGCAAUUACCGCUCCCCCAUCCAGAAUCGCCCAUCUAUGUCUCCAACGCAAGGGAAUCGUGAUGUUGGGCCGUUGGCCGGUUUUCCUCCGUCAGCAACCCCGGACGGCGCCAUUCCCAGCACCCCUUUUAACCAUAACCAAGCGCAUCAUGUUGCUAGCUCCCCAUACGUUAACCAAACCCCUUCUGCUUCUUUCUCUGCUACGCCUCGUGCUUCCUUUGCUCACACACCUCCCCCUAAUUAUUCUCAGCCCGUCGCCAUGUCAGGUCUCAGCCCAACGAAGCAGUCACCUCCUCGCGCGCCCCUGGCCUUCUCCCCCAACAUAGGACAUACAGCUAUUCUCCCUCCCGUGCAGAAAUUACACCCCAGCCCUAAGCUGAUGGGUCGAUCAUCUCCAGAUGCUCCCAUUCCAGCCCCGGUUAAGAGCAUGACUCCUGAACAGGAGGAUCGAAGGCGGAGGGAAAUGGAAUUUUCGGCUCAAAACUUGGCAUGUUCGUCAGGUCCGAGUGAUAGCCCGCUCCCACGGCCUCCUAUUUUACAUCCCACGCAGCCAUUACCACAUCAAGCGGGCGCUGCUAUUGAUAGAUCGUUUAGUGGAGGCAGUAGCAAAUAAGUGCCCAGCUUUUCCUUGCUCAUAGCGGCUGGGAAAGCUUUGAGCUAUUGGACGAGGCUCGUUUGGUCCCUGGAAGUAUGUAUAUCUCCUUUCACGAACGACAGUUUUCCUUUAUUUUUCUAUCUUUCUUCGUGAACAUCCGUCAUGAUGCUCAUUUCUUUAAUACGUCACAUCUUCUAAUACAUACACUAUGCAUUUCUACCAAAAGCAUGUACGUCUUUACACAAUAUCUUCUUCACUUCGUCAUGUGGUUGGCUUUCUCAUUUUUGUAUUCGGCGUCUUGCAUUGGGAUGGAGAAUUGAACAGGAUAGACCUACUUUUUCUGUUUGGUGUUGUUUUGCUUCCUUUUUGUUUCUCUCUGAUUGUGGUCUAUAAGAGUCUUUGAAGGACAAACAAUUCCCUAUACUGGCCUUGAAGAGUUAAACUGUACAGUAAUGGUUACGGUCACAGCUACGAUGCAUUUGGCCUUUUGGCGAUGUAUAAUA